Cygnus olor (mute swan) is the source of this 2368-nucleotide messenger RNA. RefSeq names its product E2F transcription factor 1 (gene E2F1). The coding region runs from base 31 to 1257 and encodes 408 amino acids. Lineage: Eukaryota; Metazoa; Chordata; Aves; Anseriformes; Anatidae. Gene Ontology annotation, biological process: G1/S transition of mitotic cell cycle; regulation of transcription by RNA polymerase II. Gene Ontology annotation, cellular component: Rb-E2F complex. Gene Ontology annotation, molecular function: protein dimerization activity; RNA polymerase II cis-regulatory region sequence-specific DNA binding; DNA-binding transcription factor activity, RNA polymerase II-specific. The record is from RefSeq and is a predicted model, not a curated record. The transcript is spliced from 7 exons.
GCCCCGGCCCCGCCGCCCGCCACCUGAGCCAUGGCGGCGGCGGCGGGCGGCUCGGCGGGGCUGGCGGCGCUGCUGGGCAGCGCCUCCCCGCACCUCCUCAUCGUCUCUACCGCCGAGGAGCCCGCGGGCGGCUGCCGCCCCGACGCCGACCUCCUGCUCUUCGCCACGCCGCAGCCCGCCCGCCCCGGCGCCGCGCCCCGCCGGCCCGCCCUGGGGCGCCCGCCGGUGAAGCGGAAGCUGAAUCUGGAGACGGACCACCAGUACAUAGCCGAGAGCCUGCCGGCGGCCCGCGGCAAGCCGAGGAACCCCGGCAAAGGGGCGAAGUCUCCUGGGGAGAAGUCCCGCUACGAAACCUCGCUGAACCUCACCACCAAGCGCUUCCUGGAGCUGCUGAGCAAGUCGCCCGAUGGCGUGGUGGACCUCAACUGGGCGGCCGAGGUGCUGAAGGUGCAGAAGAGGCGAAUCUACGACAUCACCAACGUCCUGGAGGGCAUCCAGCUCAUCACCAAGAAGUCCAAGAACAACAUCCAGUGGCUGGGCAGCCAGGCCACCGCGGGGGCCUCCAGCCAGCACCGGCUGCUGGAGGAGCUGCGGGAGCUGCAGGCGGCCGAGCGGCAGCUGGACGACCUCAUCCAGACGUGCACGGUGCAGCUGCGGCUGCUCACCGAGGACCCCGCCAACCAGCACGCAGCCUACGUCACCUGCCAGGACCUCCGGAGCAUUGUGGACCCCUCCGAGCAAAUGGUGAUGGUUAUCAAAGCCCCCCCGGAGACCCAGCUCCAGGUCUCAGACCCGACGGAGGCUUUCCAGGUCUCCGUGAAAAGCACUCAGGGCCCCAUUGACGUGUUCCUCUGCCCCGAGGACAGCUCGGGGGUCUGCAGCCCCGUCAAGAGCCCCUUCAAAGCACCCACGGAGGAGUUGUCCCCCGGCUCGUCGCAGCCCAGAGCCUCCCCUCUCCUGCAUCCCGCCCAGGACGUGAACAUGCCGCUGCUGCCCGGCGAGCAAGAAGCCCUGCUGCCGGGCGCAAGCGUGCUGCCCAGCAAGUGCCCCGCUGAGGAGGUGAGCCUCUCGCCGCUGGCCUCCAUGGACGCCCUCCUGGAGCAGAGCAAGGACGAUUUCUCAGGCUUCUUGGCGGACGAGUUCAUUGCCCUGUCGCCGCCGCAGCCGCAGGAUUACCACUUCGGCCUGGAGGAGGGCGAGGGCAUCAGCGAGCUCUUCGACUGUGACUUUGGGGACUUCACGCCCUUGGACUUCUGAGGCAGGCGGGUGCCGAGGGUGAAGCCCCCCCGCUGCAAAGGAGCCGUGGGGCAGAGCAGGGGACGGCCACCCCGUGUCCCCGGCGCGGCUUUGCCUUUGCGUGGUUUCUGGUGCCUUUCCUUGGGGGUGUCCCUCGGCGGUGCAGCGGCCACAGGCCCUCUCGCCACCCCCCCCCCCGCAAUAUUUCCUUCCCGUCCAGCGUCUCGCCGCGGUGCGACCGAGCCCAGCGCCGCUCAGGGCUGCUCUGGUCCUGGGAGGGGGAUGCUGGGGUGCGGGGGGGGGCUCCCCUCUCGGUGCCCCCUCGCCACGGGGGUGUCUGCACCGCUGCCGCAGGUGCCCGUGGCAGAGCUUUAAGCAGUCCUGUGUAUAGAUUGGAUUAAUUUAUUUUUGUUCCCUGGGGACAGCGUUUCGUUUCCUGGGAGGGGCCGUGAGGGGGGGGGGGGGAGGCGUGCGGCAGUGUGGGGGUGCCGGGAGGUUUCCUUAUGCUGGGAAGGGGCUGGCGGAGGUGUGGGGGGGCCGGGUCGGUGUGAGCCCCCCUGUGCGGGGAGGGCACCGUGCCCGGCUGAGCGUGGGGUAUUUAUUUAUUAUUUAUGCCAUGUGGGAGCUCUCCUGGGACGUGGUGGGCGGGGGGAGCAGGCGUGGGGCAUGAAGUGGGGGUGGGAAUGGUGCUGGUGGAGGGUCCCGGCGGGGGUCUGCUGGCACACCCCAGCUUUGCUUUUGCCCCCAGACGGGGCACUGGCAAAGCCCCUGCCAUGCCAGGUGGCCGCGGGAAGGGCGAUGGGAUGGGAAUGGGGCCGUGCAUGUGUCCCCCAGGGAUAGGGGGGGGUCCCGGGGGUGCGUGGGGCCGGGGAGCAUCCCCACCCCCUGGUGCCGGUGAGGACCAAACAUUGUCUCCAGGUUUUCUCUCUUAAAUUCCCGCGCAGCCAUCUGGGCUGAGCCCCUUUUGGGUUUUUUUUCCUCCUCCCUGGCUUAAGGGUCUGGAGGGGGUGGCAAGGAGAAAGGGGGGGCCCUGGGCCGGGCUGGAGCCGCACUUUCACUUACUGCCUUUUAACAAGCUUGUGUUCCCCUGAGCUUUGUGUUUAAUAAAGGUUUCUACUGACUCUGGUCUCUA